Colletotrichum phormii is the source of this 1158-nucleotide messenger RNA. Its product is annotated as S-adenosyl-L-methionine-dependent methyltransferase. The record is from RefSeq and is a predicted model, not a curated record. The transcript is spliced from 8 exons. Gene Ontology annotation, molecular function: methyltransferase activity. NCBI's taxonomy places the organism in Eukaryota, Fungi, Ascomycota, Sordariomycetes, Glomerellales, Glomerellaceae. The coding region runs from base 130 to 1158 and encodes 342 amino acids.
GUAGAAGAAACGAAAUCUUUCUGUUUUUUGUUAAUUGCAUUUACUAAAUAGAUGAAACUUUAUUCUUGGGGCAUGAAGACCGCCUGAGUGAGCGGAAAGCAAACCUGAAACCUUCACAGAAUCGUUGUCAUGCCUUCACCUAGAAGGAGUGCUGCGUCAUCGAGUCCUGCCCAGCCUCAGUCGCCUCAUGACAACGCCGAGAACGAGGCGGUGCUCGCUGAGGAGGAGGGUACUGCGUCGUCAACGACGAGUGUAAGCGCCUCUAUCCUCGACUAUAGAAAGGAGAACGGCAGGACCUAUCAUCGGUACAAAGAUGGAAAAUAUAGCUACCCCAACGAUGAGAGGGAAAACGAUGGACUAGACUUGCAGCACAACUUAUGGCUCCUUACCUUUGACAACCGUCUGGGAACCGCACCGCCAAAUGACCCAGAUUUUUCGGUGAAUCGAGUUUUGGAUGUCGGUACGGGAACCGGGUUAUGGGCUAUCGAGUUCGGCGAUGAGCAUCCCGAAGCUGAAGUCCUUGGCAUUGAUCUUUCAGCUGCCCAGCCGGAGUUCGUACCUCCGAAUGUGAAGUUCGAGAUUGACGAUAUCGAAGGGCCAUGGACCUUUUCGAGACCGUUUGACUAUAUCCAUAGCCGCCUGAUGACAUCAAGCCUCGCAGACUGGAGGAAAUACCUGCAAAAUUGUUACGACAAUCUCGCACCUGGCGGCUACCUCGAGCUGAACGAGAUGGACCUGAUCCCGACCUCAGAUAACGGGACCCUUACCGAUGAUCACGCCUUCACCCAAUCCCUGAAACUCCUGGGUGAAGCAAUGGGGAAGCUGGGCCGUCCGUACCAGGACAUACCGGAGCUCAAGGACAUAAUGGUCGAGAUCGGGUUCCGUGACGUCGUCUUGGAGAGGUACAAGUGGCCGACCAACUCCUGGCCGCGGCACCACAAGUACAAGGAGCUUGGCGUCUGGCAAAAUGAGAACCUGACGGCCGGCAUGGAGAGCUUCAUUAUGGCGCCGUUUACGCGGAUCCACGGGUGGUCGAGGGAGGCGGUUCUCGUGUUCCUUGUCGAUGUACGGAAGGAUAUUAAUGAUCGGAAUAUUCAUGCCUACUUUUCAGUGUAUUCUGUUUGGGGGAGAAAGCCGGCGGUGAAUGAGAGAGGUUGA